Molecule: messenger RNA, 2055 nt
Organism: Danaus chrysippus (African queen)
Lineage: Eukaryota; Metazoa; Arthropoda; Insecta; Lepidoptera; Nymphalidae
Source: the annotation of a GenBank genome assembly
AUGAGAGGAGUGGAGUGCGGCGGCUGCGGGGCUCCGGGAGCUCCGGGGGUUAGAGGGGGGCGGCGGCGGGGGAGGGGCCGGGGGGAGGGGGCCGCGGCAGACGCGAUGACAUCACACAGUUGCAGUGCGCUGCGACAGCCAACUCUUGCGCAAUCGCACGCCCUUGAUCUUGACUGCGUCGCGCCCGCACGCGUGAGCACACAUUUAAAUACAUUCGCUAUAUUUAUCUUCCCGCAUGGAGCGGCGGGAGCUAGCUCAGACAUGGGAAGUGAGCACUAUUGCCUGAGGUGGAACAAUCAUCAGAGCAACUUGCUCGGCGUUUUCAGCCAACUGUUGCACGACGAGAGCUUGGUGGACGUCACGCUCGCGUGUUCCGAAGGCGCCUCUAUAAGGGCUCAUAAGGUUGUUUUAUCAGCGUGCUCAUCGUACUUCCGUUCGCUGUUCGUGGACCAUCCCUCACGCCAUCCCAUAGUGAUCCUCAAAGACGUGGGUUUGGAGGAGCUCAGAACACUUGUCGACUUCAUGUACAAGGGUGAGGUCAACGUCCAAUACUGCCAACUACCUGCGCUCCUGAAAACUGCUGAGAGCCUGCAGGUCAAAGGAUUAGCUGAAAUGACGACGCUAAGUGCAGCGGGUAUUGAUACAAGAAACGUUCCAGAACCAAUGGAUGAAUGUCAACAGAGAGAUACAAGGGAAUGCGCUGAGUCGCAUGAGACGUUAGACGAUCAGGAAGAACGAAGAGAGGCAAAGGAAUUCCGUGAGCUGCGUGAAAGGGAGUCCAAAGACAACAGAGAAAGCCACAGAGAAAUCCGCGAUUCGAGAGAGUUGCGAGAGCACAGAGAAAGGGAACGAGACAGAGAUUCUCGAGAGUUGAUUCGGGAAAUUAGGGACCCCCGGGACCCUUGUAGGGAUCAUAGAGAAUUGCGCGAAGUAAAAGAUAGCAGAGAUCCCCGUGAUUUACGAGAUAAUAGGGAUCCCAGAGAGCUCAGAGAUUCUCUCGAUCCCCGAGAGGCAACAGAAGCCUCUCCUCCCAGAAUAUCCCCAUUAUUAUCUGUACGACGAUUUAGGCCUGAUAUUUCAAUUGAUACACCAACUUUGGCGCAUCCACCGAUACCUAAAGACGAACCUCCUGACGAACCCAUACGUCCAACGUCGCCAGAAGACGACACGGUAUCAAUAAGAUCAAAUGGAGCAAGUGAGAAUAUGGGUAUAAAUAUGACCAUAAACAGUCAUGGCAUAGGACCAAGAUACUCUCCAGUUGAACAAAGGCUGAGUGUUUUGAACACCUUGCCACAUCCUGGAUUGACUCAUCCAUCGCACAGCUCAUUAUCCAGUCCAAGAAAUGAACCUAUAGCUGGCCCAUCUGGCUUACCGCCAGUGCAACAAGUUCCUUUGUCACUAAAGAAAGAAGCGGAUUGGGACAGAGGUAAUGAUGAAAAAGUUGGCGAGACAGAUUACCGUAUGCCACAUGAAUCGGAGUACGAAGGGUCCGGUAGGGGGAGAAUUGAGGAGGGGGAAAGGGCAUAUCCUUGCAUACAUUGUGGAGCAGCAUUCCCACACCAGAGCAAACUAACGAGGCACAUACUGACCACGCAUACCCUCGACACUCUAAAGUAUCGGGACGCCAUAUUGGGCAGGCCGUUAGGUUUGCCCAUGAUAGGACAAUUCAGUGAACCGACUUACAUGAUGCCCACGGAAGAAUCGCCUCUAGAUCUGGAUAUCGGCCCAGUUGAGCCGGGCAAUGUAGUGUUGUGCAAAUUCUGCGGCAAGAGUUUCCCUGAUGUAUCAUCGUUAAUAGCCCACUUACCGGUUCAUACGGGCGAUCGACCUUUCAAAUGUGAAUUUUGUGGCAAGGCGUUUAAACUUCGACAUCAUAUGAAAGACCAUUGUAGAGUCCACACAGGCGAAAGACCAUUUCGUUGUGUUUUAUGUGGUAAGACGUUCUCAAGAUCAACGAUACUGAAAGCCCACGAGAAAACUCAUUAUCCCAAGUACGCGAGGAAAUUCCUCUCGCCGAGUCCAGUCGACACCGAGGAAGAGAGUCCACAUCAAUGA